Lampris incognitus (smalleye Pacific opah) is the source of this 645-nucleotide messenger RNA. RefSeq names its product vomeronasal type-1 receptor 1. Lineage: Eukaryota; Metazoa; Chordata; Actinopteri; Lampriformes; Lampridae. Gene Ontology annotation, biological process: G protein-coupled receptor signaling pathway. The record is from RefSeq and is a predicted model, not a curated record. Gene Ontology annotation, cellular component: membrane. Gene Ontology annotation, molecular function: pheromone receptor activity.
AUGCAAUUUAAGGAGUUUGUCCAUGGAAUGCCCUAUCUGUCCUUUACCAGGGUGGGAGUGUCUGGGAACAUUGUGGUCAUCUGGGCUUUCCUCUUGGCCUUGUACCAGGACAAUCAGUUCCUCCCAGCCAAUGCUAUUGUCUUGCAUUUGGCUUGUUCCAAUCUGCUGGUGGUGGGCAUGCAUUGUCUGUUAGAGACCUUGGCCUCCUUCCGUCAGGUCAGUGAUGGGGAUGUUUGCUGCAAGGCUGUGAUCUUUGUCUACAGGACUUCAUACUCCCUCUCCAUUUGGCUCACUUUUGUCUUGAGUGCCCACCAGUGUCUGAGCAUUGCCCCUCCUGGUUCACGCUGGGCCUCCAUCCGGGCCCUGGCUGCUUCCUACCUAGUAUUUGUCUUCUUCCUCCUCAGUGUCAUCAACACCUGCAUGAGUUCAACAGACAUCUUCUUCCUGGGCACCCAGAAUGACUCCAAUCUCAUGAACCACGGCAACAAUGUCCAGUUCUGCUAUGUACGCUUCCCAUCCAAGUUAAUAAAGGAUGCCAAUGGGGCAACCCAGGUGGGCAGGAACAUGACACCAAUGGCCCUAAUGAUCCUGUCCAGUGUAAUUAUCCUGGUCUUCCUCUACAGACACAGCAAGCCCUCCUCCUAA